Messenger RNA from Mya arenaria, 4293 nucleotides. Its product is annotated as zinc finger protein 45-like. The record is from RefSeq and is a predicted model, not a curated record. The transcript is spliced from 14 exons. Lineage: Eukaryota; Metazoa; Mollusca; Bivalvia; Myida; Myidae. Gene Ontology annotation, molecular function: DNA-binding transcription factor activity; RNA polymerase II cis-regulatory region sequence-specific DNA binding. Bases 170 to 2302 code for a protein of 710 amino acids. Gene Ontology annotation, biological process: regulation of transcription by RNA polymerase II.
AUCGCCUGAAUGAUGUUUGGUAUUAUGUGUUUUUCUGAGUAACUCAAUUUCCAGUUUCAUCUUAAUAAACUUUCUCAUUAUAAUGCUGUAUGUUUUUGUCAUGUAAAAAAUCACGUUUUGUGAACUGACUAAAACAGUGCAGUAUAUAUGAAGGAACUCUGACUUUGACAUGGACAUCAAGACAACCAUGGAAAGUCUGAGUUCAGCUGAAACAAUUGGUAGCCAGCAGUUGAUAACGGUACGGACACCCCAUGAGAACCACCAACAACUGAUUCUAGUCAACUUUGGGGCUGAAAAUGAAGGCGGGGAGGGUGCCACCGUUAUCUCCAGUGUGAAGGACAACACCACACAGACCGAGACGGUGUUUGGCCUAGAAGAUCUGCCUGUCGUCAAAGAAAUUGUCCGCAAGACAAUCGCAAAGACGAAGAAACUUGAAGCAGAAGCCGAAGCUCAGAAAGCACCACCCCCUGAUCACGGGAUGUACAGACAAACAAAUAUGAAUGGUAUCUACACUUGUCCACUGUGUGCAAAGGUAUACAGAAACAAGAUGGCCUGGCAGAAUCACCUGGUGUCGCACAAUGGGGCAGAGGUUUUUAUGUGUGGAAUCUGUGCCCAACUGUUCACAUUGUCCAGUACACUCAAGUCUCACCUUGAUGUUCACAUGAGGGAGGAGAAACAAAUGAAACGUCAGAGAGAAAUGAUGUUUGGAUCAGCAAACUUAAAAGUUGGUGGAGUAUAUUUACCGGGAGACAUCGUACCCAGUGAUGACUACAAGUCAGAACGACAAGGUUUAGAUAGCACAGUGGCGAAUCCCGACCUUCUUAAUCAUGUGAGCCACAUCAGCCAUGAUGGAAGUGCGGAAAACAGCGAGGAGACUUAUGUGGCCGCUACGGAGGAAGUGUCUGAAGUGGCUACUGAUAGUUUAGCAGGAGGCAGCAUAAACAUAGGCGGUAAUGGCAUUGGCAGUGCUAUGGAUACCGGGGAAGGCGAUGAGAACAGUCAAGACGCUGCAGAGGACGGAGGAGAUGGAGAGAUGGGGUACAUAUAUGCGUGCAACAUCUGUGGGGAACAGUACAAUGUGAAGGAAGAGUGUGAACGCCACCUGAAGGUGCAUACAGAAGGAGGUGACCCUGAAUCCCCUGCCAAGCCCGAGAGCCCAGGGAAGUCCAGCAGUCAUGAGGAGACAUUAAGUCUGCUUGCAGGACGCAAUUCCCCGACCCUCGUCAGAUCCGACUCGAUGCGGACCAAAUACUCGGGCUACAUCUAUGCUUGUAAUGUGUGCGGAAGACAGUACACAAAUAAGAGCAACUGUAAGCGGCACAUGAUGAUCCAUACAGAAGACCGCAAACUUUACGAGUGUGAGUUUUGCUAUAAACGAUUCUCGCAGAAGUAUGAGGUCCGAAUGCACGCCAGAAUACACACAGGUGAAAAGCCGUACAGCUGCGCAGUGUGUGGUAAGACCUUCACUGAGCGAGGAAACUGGCGACGACACACCAUGAUUCAUGUACGCCCUCAGGAGUCGUCCCCGUACAGGUGUGGAAUCUGCUGUAAGGGGUUCUUCCAUGCGGAAAAACUACAGGUACACCUUCAGAUCCAUUCAGGGCAGCGUCCGUUUGUGUGUACGGUGUGUGGACGGAAGGUGAAGAAGAUCGGAGACAUGUACAGACAUCUGCGAACCCACACGGGGGAAAAACCGUACAAAUGCCAGGUAUGCGGGAAGGGAUUUGCCCAGAAUGGAAAUCUCAAGGACCAUAUGAAAGUUCACACGGGUGAGAAACCACACGCCUGUGAACUCUGUGGGAAGGACUUUGCCAGGAAAAUUCUCCUCAAGGAGCAUAUCAAGAACCACCAUAAAGGUGCCACUCUCCAGGAUUUAACUGAAGCCGCUCUUGAAGAAAUUGAGCGUCAGGAGGCAGCAAUGGAUGGUGCUGACGGGACGUCAACCAUGGACGCCACAGUCGUACACCAAAUAGCUGACAGAGUAAACAUUCCACGAAUCAUCAAGGCAACAACAUCGGGCGGGCGGACCAUCGUUAUCGGGGGUCCUAACGUACCGAGUGGUGACGAGGCCCAACUGCUGCAGGAAGAACAGGAAAUCGAGAUGCAGGAAGUUCAUACUACACUUACAGCCAAAGAAUUGGAAGCAGCAGAGGUUUUAACUGUCGUUCAGGACGGACACAGCACCGUGUAUACAUUUAAUGGUAGUUCAGAGCUCCAGCCUUUGGUUGGUGAUGGCAACCAGAAGCAGAUCUAUGUCACAACUGUUCCGAAAGCUGAGUUUACUGAAGUCCAAAAUAGCUAAUGUGGUUUAGACCGUGAUAGGUUUGAAUGCUGUCCGAAAUAGUAUGUUUUGUUAGUAACAAUCUAUCAAAUGUGUGAUGUUCAUUGCAGGGAUGUAAAUAGGGAAUAAGAGCAGAUAGCACUUCUAGUGAUAAUAUGUCUAUUACCAUUUUCAAUUUUUGGAUGGAGUUGCAUUACCUUGUCAAAUCAUAACUGUAGUUAAGGGACUCAUUCACAUUUUAAAGGGUUUGACAUUGAUUUUGUUUGUUAUAUCCUGUGAAAUGUUAAAACACGCUUAUAAUAAUUAAAACAUUAAAAGUUUGAAAUACAGAUCUUUUGUUAAAGUGAAAAAUCAAUACAUACACAUGUAUAACAAACAUAAUUUUUGAGUGAUAAACCUUAAACUACUUAAUAAAUAAUGCGUUUAUGGAAAAUAUGAAUUACUGAUAAAAGAUUGUAACCAUGUUUUUAAUAGGUGAAAGCGCCAAAAUAUUAAAUGAUUGGUGAAUGCUAAAAAAUUUACUGCGAUCUACUAUCGUCUCAUUAGGUAGAAAUACCGUGUUUUCUGCAUCUUUCUUUCAAAUUUAAGUGGGUAUCUCGAAUAAAAACAACAGUUUUCGACAUUUAUUCAUCCUUUAUGGUAUAUUAAUUGUUUUAUUUUAAUCGUGGUAAGGGUGCAUCUUUAAUAAUUAUUGAACAAUGUGACAAAACGUUCUCUGUGUCACCACUGAAAAAGCGUAUGAUUUUUGGCUUGUAUUUAUUUAAUCAUGUUCAAUUGAUUAUCUGCCAUUUUCUUUCUGGUGUUUGCAAAUUUUCAUGAAUAGGUAAAAUAGUAAUUUAAAUACACAGAUUUUAUGUGUAAUUUUGUAUGUGUGGUUAACAGACACAUAGUUAUUAAAAAUCACUACACUGUCGACUGGUCACGCAGCAAAAAGAGAUACAUAUCCAGUCGCAUGUUCAUGAAAAUCAAGCCUUUAUAGAUAAGUCUAACAGCUUUAAGAAUGUUUAUUCAAACUCAUUGAUAAUAUUCUUUCAGAUUGUUAUAAAAUGUGGAAGAAGAUGUUGGCCUUUAUAUAUAUAUAUGUAAAGAACGGUCAUUGAUAAAUGAAAAGCUUUUCUCAAUGAUUUAUUGUAGAAUCAUUUUACUGAUGAUUUCAAUUUCGAUCUUAGUAAAUUGAAAUUGUCUUCGUAUCAUAGUUUCAUUAUUUUGCUACAUAUUUUGUUUCCAUUGAACUUUAGCCAGUAUUUAAAAUGAACACAAAAGUUAUUUAAAAUGAACACAAAAGUUAUUUAAAAUGAACACAAAAGUUAUUUAAAAUGAACACAAAAGUUACGGAAAUAAAAUCAAUGUGUUGCCUUUUUGUGACAUUUAAUACAGAUUAUUGAAGUUACUACUAAGAUCCUUUAUUGAAACGACCCCCAGGAAGAUUUCUCAAAAUAUAGAAAACUUGUACAUUUGUAGAGGUUUUUGAUUUUUUGUCACAAGUAUUGUAAUGACAUUAAAACUGAUAUUAAUAGUUUGACAUACGUAGUAUUAUUUAUUUUGAGACAGAUUUUGUUAUUGUUGUCACAUGACUGCUUUUCUUUCCAUGAAGCUCAUCAUGAUCAUCAUCAUCACUGGCAUCACCACUACCAUCAUCAUCAUCAUCAUCAUCAUCAUCAUCAUCAUCAUCAUCAUCAUCAUUUUCAUCACCAUCAUCAUCAUCAUCAUCAUUUUCAUCACCAUCAUCAUCAUCAUCAUCAUCAUCAUCAUCAGUUUGGUGAAUGCCAUGGCAAAAGGGUUUUUUUUAUAUUUUAUUUCCAAAGUUAUAUUUAAGUAAAUGUUCAUAUAUAUGUUGAUAUUUAUUAGUAAACAAUUGUGCAUUAUUAUGAAACAAUUUAUAGUUCUCUCUGUAUUGUAAAUAGCUGUUUAUGAAAACAAAACAUUUAUGUUUAAAUCAUACAACUCUGUUGACCAUUUAUUGUUUAGCUGUUAAGAAUGUAUUAUAUUGCACUUGAAAAUAAACAAGUUUU